AUGUCAUCGUCAGUCAUUCCUCAAGCUGGCACAGGCCAACACCAAGAACAAGCAGACCCUAGCUUCGCAAAACACUCCACUCACAGUGUCGAGGCCGAUUCACAUGACAAUGUUGCGCAUGUCUCCUCCAACCUUGCCAACUACGACUCCAGUGACAGCGACAACAACCACACCGAUGUUGUCGUCCCUGGGUUCGCAGCAGCAGACCCCGACAAUGGCGACGAUGCGCUGACCUGCCGGAUCCGUCGCAAGGUCGACCUUCGCCUUUGCACCAUCGCCGGCAUCCUCUGCAGUCUGAACCUGCUUGACAGUGGCGUCUUAUCCAGCGCUGCUGUCACUUCCAUGCCCGAAGACCUUGGUCUUGAUCAUGGAAACCAUUUUUCCGUUUCAAUCUUCAUCUUUACCAUCUCCAGCAUCGUCUUCCAGCUGCCCAGCACCAUUGCUGUGCGCCUCUUCGGGCCCCGUAUCUGGUUCAGUGUCAUCACUUUUGCCUUCGGCUUGAUAACUCUGUGUACAGGUUUCGUCAAGACUUGGCAGCAGAUGAUUGUUUUGCGCAUCCUGCUCGGUGCUGCGAUGUCUGGGAUCUUUCCGGGGUUGGCAUACUUGAUCAGCACAUGGUACCCGAGGAAGGAGCAGCAAUUGCGGUUUGCCUUUAUGCAGAGCGGCGAGGUGAUCGUGCUUGCGACGGGUAGUUUGGUGAAUUAUGGGCUGAACCGUCUGGAUGGGAGAGGCGGCUUGGAGGGUUGGCGCUGGAUGUUUGUUGUCCAGGGACUGUGUACCUGCGUGGUUGGUCUAGUGACGUAUUGGUGGAUGGUGGACUUCCCGGAGACAUCGCACAGAAGCUGGAAGUUUCUGUCCGAAGAGGAAGCAGAAGUUGUGUCAAAGAGGAUUCAGACCGACCGUGGAGAUCUCUUACCUCAAGACUUUACGAUUGGCAAGGUCCUGAUGCACGCCCUUGACUUGAAGGUGUGGGCGUUUGCAUCGCUUUUUUUCAUGCAGAACAUCGUUUCGACUGCACUAGCGUAUUUUGUUCCCGUCAUCCUGGAAAACGGACUUGGCUACUCGUCGGAUGCAGCCAUCAUUCUCUCGGCACCUCCUUAUUAUUACGCUGUGAUUCCCGUUUUGCUCUCGUCAUGGUAUGCCGAUAAGUUCCAGAUGAGAGCUCCAAUCAUUACUUUCAAUGCCAUAUGUCUUAUCACAGGCUUUGCUGUGCUAGGCUUUGCAGGACACUCAAGAGCAAGGUACUUCGGGGUUUUCCUCACCACAGGAGCCUAUAUCGCCAAUUGGGCUGCCUUGACUGCCUAUCAGGCGAACAAUGUUGUUGGACAAUGGAAGCGUGUGUUUACUACUGCAGCGUGUACCAUGUUCAAUGGCGCAGGUGGUAUUGCUGGAAGUUAUAUUGUCAAAGGGAUUGAGGCUCCUACUUAUUCCACUGCUGUUUGGGUAUCGAUUGGGUAA
Thermochaetoides thermophila DSM 1495 is the source of this 1458-nucleotide messenger RNA. RefSeq lists its product as uncharacterized. Gene Ontology annotation, cellular component: membrane. Lineage: Eukaryota; Fungi; Ascomycota; Sordariomycetes; Sordariales; Chaetomiaceae. Gene Ontology annotation, biological process: transmembrane transport. Gene Ontology annotation, molecular function: transmembrane transporter activity. The record is from RefSeq and is a predicted model, not a curated record. The transcript is spliced from 2 exons. Bases 1 to 1458 code for a protein of 485 amino acids.